AUGUACGGACUCCAUACAUCCAUCAAGUAUGAGAGGGACAUCUUUAACAACCAGCUCCUGGCCAGUGAGGAAAAGCUUGAGACCAUCACCAAGCUGUGUGAAGAGAAAGAUAAUGCUCUACAGCAGAGUCUGGCUCAAGAGGAGAAACAGCAGCUUGAGUCGGCCAAACUGAAAGACAUCUACGAGCUGAGGAUCCAGGAGCUCAUGGAAGUGAAUAAAGAGAAGGAGGAUUUCCUCAAAGCCCAAUCACCAGUCACCAAAGGAAAGAAAAGACUGAAGAACGAUGACUUACAGCGCCUUGAUGUGGUUGUCACCAGCUGUGAGGCGUGCCACAAGGACGCCACCUGCCGCACGUCUCCUGGCGUCCCUGCGACCAGAACGUGCAGCUGCGGGGACGGCUUCGUGGGCGACGGUCUUACCUGCUACAACCGCACGGCGUGUAGCGGCGACCCGCUCUGCUGUCGCUCGGGCUACCGCUGGUCUACGGAGCGCGGGUGCACGGACGUCGAUGAGUGCGCCUUACCCGGAGGGGCGUGUGCCCCCUCUCUGGUCUGCGAAAACACGCCCGGGUCCUACGACUGCUUGCUGCCACAUGAUGGGUCACAGUCCAAUCAGCAGUCAGGAGCCAGCUCAGAACCACGCCCUGACUCGCACUCUCUGCUGUUCGGCUGCGGGGAUGUUGUGUGCCCGGCGGGGGAGGACUGCGUGAGUGUCGAUGGCACACCCCGCUGCCUGGACCCCUGCCAGCACUACUCCAUACUCAAUCAUCCAUGGCGCGCCACUGACUUUACUGCUAACCACAGCGUGCCGGUGUGUGAUAGCCGAGACGACUGGCACGGCUGGUACCGCCUGUACCUGGGCGAAUCGAGCGUGCAGAUGCCAGAUAGGUGCAUCGAGCGGCACAGGUGCGGGACAGACGCCCCGCUGUGGCUCAAGACCCCUCACCCAGCCGUGCAGGACGGAAUCGUCAAGCGUCGCGUCUGCGGGAGCUGGGAGCAAGGCUGCUGCCAGUUUGAAUCAAAUCCUAUCCACGUCAAAGCCUGUCCCGGAAAUUACUUCGUCUACAAGUUAGUCAGCACUAGCGCCUGUCGACUGGGCUACUGUGCAGACGUCAACACCGCUGUGUGCGGGACCUGCAGGGAAGACGAAACCUGCGUGAGGCAGGACAAAAUCACUUGGAGGUGUGAGAGGCAAGUUGUUUCAGUGGACGGCCAGAUUAGACUGUCUAAUGGAAAUAAUUACUGCUCUGGGAGGGUGGAGAUCUUCCACAACGGCCAGUGGGGAACGGUGUGUGAUGAUAUAUGGGACAUGAAUAACGCUGCGGUGGUGUGCAGACAGAUGGGCUGUGGGAGGGCUGUGUCCGCUCACAGCUCCGCCCACUUUGGACCAGGCAGCGGGCCGAUCUGGUUGGACAAUGUGCAGUGCACAGGCAGCGAAUCCGCUCUCACACAGUGCACACACCUUGGGUUUGGGACACACAACUGUGGGCACGGUGAAGACGCAGGAGUGAUUUGCUCAGAGCCGUCCCCCGUCCCCACCCUGCAGCUGGUGUGCGGGAGGAGCUUCCUGCAGGCGGGGCUUCUCCGGAAUCCCCUGGGAGUUUUGGGCCUGAACGCAUCAUCUGCUCACCUGGCCGACUUCAGAUGCAGCGCACAGGAGAACAGCAGCGCCGUGUGGUUUCAGGUGGAACGCAGGGAGGGCAGCUGUGGGACCCAGCUGAGGACGAAUGGAACCCACGCCGUUUACUCCAACAGUUUGUUUGUCUACCCCGUCACCGAAGAGUUUUCCCACCCUGUGAGCUUUCCGUUUUCCUGCGUGUACCCCCUGGAUGUGAACGCCAGCCUGGGCGUGGCCAUCAAGCCAUUUUUAAAUAUGGAGGAGGUGGGGGUUGUGGGGAUGGGCCCCAGGGCCAGGGCCACCAUGUCUCUCUACCGCAAUGCCAACUACACAGACCCCUACACCACGGGUGCGGUCGUCCUGCCCCUGGGCUCCGCCCUGCAUGUGGGAGUGUCCGUGGAGGAGGCAGAUGUGGACAGGUUUGCCGUCAUUCUGGAAGACUGCUACGCCACGCCCUCCACCGAUCCACAAGACCCUGUGCAGCACUUCCUGAUUCAGAGCAGGUGUCCCAGCAACCCUCGCUUGGUGACAAUAGAAGAGAGCAGGCCCCCCCUCCAGCGGCGUUUCUCCGCCCUGCUGUUCCUGUUCAUGGGAGACUACGAAAACUUCUACCUGCACUGCAGUCUGAGUCUGUGCGAUGACACAGAGGCCACCUGCUCCCAGCUGACCAACAGCCUGCUGGAGAAAUGGCAGCCACUGCUCACCUUCAGCUCCAAUAUCCUCAUUAUGGCAGCGGAAGUGCUAACAAUGUUGAUAUUCGUCUGGCAGACGGUGCUCACUAUCAAGGAAAAGGAUCUAAAAAUCCAAGAAAGAGAGAACCACCUGCUGUCAGCCACCAAGGAGAAUGGAGAGCUGAAGAUUGAGGCACAUCAGCUUGAGCAGGAAAAGCUCAAAAACAGCUAUGAGCAGAGGAUCAAGGAGCUCCUGGAGAUGAGAAGGGAAACAGAGGACUCCCUCAAUGCCAAAAUCCAGGAAAAGGAACUCAUGAUCAAGGAAGCUGACAGUCAGCUGCUGUCAGCAAUGAGUGAGAAUGGGGAGCUGAAGUAUGAGAGGGACAUCUUUAACAACCAGCUCCUGGCCAGUGAGGAAAAGCUUGAGACCAUCACCAAGCUGUGUGAGGACAAAGAUAAUGCUCUACAGCAUAUACUGGCUCAAGAGGAGAAACGUCAGCUUGAAUUGGCCAAAUUGAAAGAGAACUACGAGCUGAGGAUCCAGCAGCUCACAAAGAUAAAUAGAGAGAAGGAGGAUUUCCUCAAAGCCCAAAUGGCUGCAUGCGAGUCCCAAAGAGCCCUUGAGGAAGAGAGGGAGGAGAUGGCCAGUUUUCACAAGCAGAAUCUGUAUCGGGAGGAUUUUGAAAGGCGCAAGAGGGUCCACUCAUCAUUUCGGAAGGAGCAGCAUGAUAUCCAGGGCUCCAAGCAGACCCACGUGAGAAAGUUCAGCCAGGACUAA
Molecule: messenger RNA, 3066 nt
Organism: Megalops cyprinoides (Indo-Pacific tarpon)
Lineage: Eukaryota; Metazoa; Chordata; Actinopteri; Elopiformes; Megalopidae
Product: uromodulin-like
Exons: 18
Coding region: 1-3066 (1021 amino acids)
Cellular component (GO): membrane
Molecular function (GO): calcium ion binding
Source: RefSeq, a predicted model, not a curated record